Molecule: messenger RNA, 694 nt
Organism: Rana temporaria (common frog)
Lineage: Eukaryota; Metazoa; Chordata; Amphibia; Anura; Ranidae
Gene: TTR
Product: transthyretin
Exons: 4
Coding region: 87-548 (153 amino acids)
Biological process (GO): purine nucleobase metabolic process
Molecular function (GO): thyroid hormone binding
Source: RefSeq, a predicted model, not a curated record
GCUCCUGCUCUUCUUUCUAGUAUAGAUUCUUCAGCUCAUUGCUUGUCGUAUUUGUCUAGCACCGUACCAAGGAAGCCACAAUUAGCAUGGCUUAUUAUAAUACAUUAGUGCUACUGACGAUUUUUAUUUUCUCUGGUGGAUUCCAUCAGGCACAAGGCACACAUGGGGAAGCGGAUUCCAAGUGUCCUCUGAUGGUGAAGGUUCUGGAUGCUGUGAGGGGAAUCCCAGUAGCCAAACUGCCAGUGAAAGUGUUUAAACAGAAUGAAGAUAAGAGCUGGGGUCUGAUCUCUUCUGGAACUACGUCAUCUGAUGGGGAAAUCCAUAACCUCAUUACUGAAGAACAGUUUGUAGAAGGAAUUUAUAAGCUGGAAUUUGCAACUAAACGAUAUUGGAGCAAGCUUGGUCUAUCGCCAUUCCAUGAAUAUGUUGACGUUGUGUUUACUGCGAAUGAUGCUGGACACCGUCACUACACCAUCGCUGUGCUCCUUACUCCAUAUUCCUUCUCUACAACUGCUGUGGUCAGCGAUCUCAAGGAAAUCCAUGCUUAAUUUAUGACGAGCCAUCUUUGCUUAUUACACGUGUUAUGUUUUGUAGCUUUUGUUAUUGUUUUGUAUCCUUUCAAACUCUAAUUCCAGGUUUAGGUUAUGUUAACCAUGGUGUUAAAUAAAGUUUUCUUCACAUGACAAACAGAUAA